Molecule: messenger RNA, 912 nt
Organism: Cuscuta campestris
Lineage: Eukaryota; Viridiplantae; Streptophyta; Magnoliopsida; Solanales; Convolvulaceae
Source: the annotation of a GenBank genome assembly
CAUAGCCAUUUCUCCUUUCAUGGACACCACUAUACCCAUCGAUCAUCAAACCACAACCGGUACUCUAAGGUACAAAGAAACUCGGCCGUUUCCCAAUAUCACGUUGACGAAAAUGCCCCUGCAAAACGCAACACGCGUGACGACGACUUUCUUGGACUCGCUAAGGAGCCUAAACUCGAAAACGUACCCUACAAACGUCCCACAAAGCGUCGACCACUCCUUGAUCUUCAUGAUUGGGGUCGGUAUCAACCCGUGCCCGUCGUGCUCGAAUAGAACCCGAUACGUUGCACACAUAAACAAUGUGAGCUUUGUAAUGCCAAGCAUAGCCCUCCUCCAGGCACACUACAACAACAUGAGCGGAGUUUUCACGGACGAUUUCCCGGGAAGGCCUCCAGUUCCUUAUAAUUACACGGGGAGGCCCCCGAGAAACACGUGCACGCGGAACGGCACGAAGGUUUACAGGCUGGGGUUCAACUCCAGUGUUGAGGUUGUGUUACAAGGGACUUCUGGGGUUGCACCAGAGAGCCACCCAACACAUUUGCAUGGUUUCAACUUUUAUGUUGUUGGGAGAGGGGUUGGAAACUUUGAUCCCCAAAAUGACCCUAGCAAAUUCAACCUGGUUGAUCCUGUUGAAAGGAACACUUUGAAUGUGCCCACUGCUGGUUGGGCUGCCAUCAGAUUCAGAGCUGAUAAUCCUGGUGUUUGGUUUUUGCAUUGUCAUUUGGAGGUUCAUACAACAUGGGGGCUAAAAAUGGCAUUUUUGGUGGAAAAUGGUGAGGGCCCCAAUCAAUCUCUCCCUCCUCCUCCAAGGGAUCUUCCUCAAUGCUGAUUUUGUCAGUUAAAUGAACAGACCAAAAAAAAUUAUGGGGUUUGAAUUGAAUGUAUGAAUAAAAAUGAAUGUGGAUUCUUGAU